Messenger RNA from Achroia grisella, 771 nucleotides. RefSeq names its product 3-oxoacyl-[acyl-carrier-protein] reductase FabG-like. The record is from RefSeq and is a predicted model, not a curated record. Gene Ontology annotation, molecular function: oxidoreductase activity. The coding region runs from base 1 to 771 and encodes 256 amino acids. NCBI's taxonomy places the organism in Eukaryota, Metazoa, Arthropoda, Insecta, Lepidoptera, Pyralidae. The transcript has a single exon.
AUGGGUUUUAUUAACAAAGUGGUUAUAGUGACUGGCGCUAGUUCAGGUAUUGGCGCCGCUACUGCGCUACUGUUUGCUAAAAACGGUGCAAACGUGGUAAUGAUCGGAAGGAACGAGACAAAGCUCAAGAAUGUAGCUGAACAAUGCGUCCGAGCUGGUAACACGCCUUUUGUCAUCAAAGCCGAUAUGAGUAAAGAUGACGAUGUCAAAAGAAUCAUCAAUGAAACUGUAAAGAAAUUUAACAAAAUAGACGUUUUGGUUAACAACGCUGGAAUGGGUGUUUUUGGUUUCAUUCUGGAUGGAAGUAUACUAAAGGCGUACGAUAAUAUAAUGGCUGUAAAUGCGCGAGGAAUAGUGCAUCUGACAGCUUUAGCUGCACCUUAUCUUGUUAAAACUAAAGGUAAUAUUGUGAACAUAUCGAGUAUAGCAGGGAAGAUGACCAGUCCCCUUGGAGGAUAUCUCGCAUAUAGUGUUUCCAAAGCUGCAUUAGACCACUUCACUCGUGGUGCUGCUUUGGAGUUAGCACCUUCGGGUGUAAGAGUGAAUUCUAUAAGUCCUGGACCGGUGAAAACUGACUUUCUAGAAAACGCAGGUGUUCCAGGAAUGUCCUGGGAUGACCUGGCUUUAUCACUACCACUUAAGAGAUGCUCAGAGCCUUCAGAAAUUGCAGAAAUUGUCCUUUACUUAUCAAGUGAGAAGGCGAAGGGUGUGACGGGUUCGGAUUUUGUUUCUGACAACGGGGCGCUAUUGCAAUUGAAUGUUCCACAAUAA